Cherax quadricarinatus is the source of this 2566-nucleotide messenger RNA. The record is from RefSeq and is a predicted model, not a curated record. NCBI's taxonomy places the organism in Eukaryota, Metazoa, Arthropoda, Malacostraca, Decapoda, Parastacidae.
AUGUACAAUGAGGAAAAGCAAGCACAAGACAUGGUUACAAACGAGGCUGUAAACACAAGACAGGUGAACCGUGAGCGACCAGCAGUGAAGCAGAAUGGGGAAGUGUCAAUACAAGUAGAGAAGAAGUUGUCUGGCGGGGAGCAACUGACCUAUUCGUGGGAGAAGGUGAACGUCUUCGCUGUCACUGCUACAGGAUGUGGCAAGAAGAAGAAGACCCAAGAGACGCACAUUCUGAAGGAUGUGGCCGGGAUCUGCAGACCAGGCGAGCUGCUAGCUAUCAUGGGUGCAUCAGGAGCGGGCAAGACCACACUCCUUAACGUCCUCACUUUCAGGAGCGAUGACGCCCUCAGAAUAACAGGAUCGCUGUACGUGAACGGACAGCGAGUGACACCGGACCUGCUGACCAGUAGGUCAGCGUACGUUCAGCAGGAAGAUCUAUUUAUUGGCACCUUCACUGUGAGGGAACAACUGCUCUUCCAGGCUCAUCUCAGGAUGGACCGGCAUUUAUCCCACGAGAUGAGAGUCAAACGUGUGGAGGAGGUCAUGCAAGAGCUGAGUUUGACGAAGUGCGCCAAGACGUUGAUCGGGGUGCCGGGCCGUCUGAAGGGCAUCUCUGGCGGAGAAACCAAGAGACUCGCUUUCGCCUGUGAGGUGUUGACUAAUCCAGCACUCAUGUUCCUUGAUGAACCAACCUCUGGCCUGGACUCCUUCAUGGCUCAGAAUAUCGUGCAGGCGAUGAGGAACCUGGCCAGCAAGAAUAAGACUGUCAUCUCCACCAUACAUCAACCCAGCUCUGAGGUGUUCGCGUUGUUCGACCGUGUGUUGCUGAUGGGCGAGGGACGCGUCGCCUUCCUUGGCUCCACCUCAGAUGCUUUACAAUUCUUCUCUGGCUUAGGAAGGUCGUGUCCCAAGAACUACAAUCCGGCAGAUUUCUUCAUCUCGGAGCUGGCCAUCGAAGCCGGCAAUGAGGCUGAGUGCCGCACGAGGGUGGACAGCACCUGCAACGCCUUCCUCAGCAGCACCUCGGGACAACAAGUCGCUUACGCCGUCGCUGAGAAUAAGAAGUCUUUCUCAGAUGCCAAUGGUGUCUCGCCCAACCACGUUCAUGUAAGCAAAGGGAAGGCGGACACUAGGUAUUGCUACAAGCUUGACAUAGAAUUGACCAAUGUUAAGCACAUUUUGACAAGUUCCUCGUCGUGGUACCAGGUCCUAAUAGUAACAGCAAUUAGUUUCUACACAUUUGAACAGUUCUAUCUCGUAAUCCUGCAUUUGGUUAUUGUCCAUAGAUUCUCAGUUGGGUUGAGAAUCCACUUGUGUACCCAUCAGUUGAUCGCGCUUCUAGUGGGCGUGAUCUUCUUGAACCAGGAGACCAACCAGGAUGGCAUCACCAACCUCAACGGUGCACUCUUCCUCCUCCUGACGCAGAUGAGUUUCUCCAACUCAAUGGGAGUCGUCAAUACUUUCUGCUCCGAGCUGCCCAUAUUCCUGCGAGAACACUUUAACGGAAUGUACCGCACUAGCGUCUACUUCCUGUGUAAGAACCUGGCUGAGCUGCCUCUGGCGCUGAUACAACCUGCCGUCUUCACUGCUAUCACCUACUACAUGAUAGGUCUCUCAACAGAUGCCAAGAACUUUUUCGUUUGCAUGGCCAUACUCAUGCUGGUGGCCAACGCUGCCAUCUCCUUUGGUUACUUGGUGUCGUGUUUAGCCAGGACGGUACCCAUGGCUAUGGUAAUCGCCGCUCCACUCCUCAUUCCUCUCAUGCUGUUUGGAGGAUUCUUUCUCAGUGCUGACUCGGUGCCAGUGUACUUUGUGUGGGUCAGGUACAUUUCGUGGUUCAACUACGGUAACGAGGCUCUCAUGAUCAACCAGUGGGCCGACGUUGAAAAGUUCUCGGACUGUGAGGAGAACCGUACUCUCUGUUACCAUACAGGGACGGAGGUUAUUGAAAGUCUAGGCUACAGUAAGGACAACAUGGGACUGGAUGUCGGCCUCCUCUUCGCUCUCAUCUUUGGGUAUCGCAUAAUAGGCUACCUCCUGCUGCUUCUUAAGACCAACAGAAAGACCGUCAAGCAAUAUGAGUGAUGAUAGGCAACGAUGCCGGCCCAUCAGACACAAGGCAGCCAAGCUGGGCCAUCAGGCCUGGCCAUUAAGCAGGACUAAUAAGUAGUCCUGUUUGAUGAUAUAAUUGAAAGUUAGGAUGAAAGACAAGGUGGAAAGAACAAGUAAAACAGCAGGAAAAGGUGCUUGUUGGCAGUGGCGAUCUUGGGAAUAAGCGGUAUAGGUAAACGCCGAGGAAGUCGACUGGUGGCAAGGGCAACAUAGCACCCAUGGUUUUUGUUUCUUAUCAAGAAAACUUUUUCUUACUUAGUUCAGAAUAGUAAAUUUAUGUUUUAAAGACAGAAUGUGUUCAGUGUAUUUUAUUUGCGACAGAUUAUGCAACCGUAGGUCUUGUUGGCGGAGGGUAAGUGGUGCCCCUUAUGUCUCUGUGCAUGAUGUCGCCUCAGACACGAAAGACACCAUUUCUGGAAAAUAAUUGGAAAUUUAAAGAUGAGCGAAGAGAAAA